Onychomys torridus (southern grasshopper mouse) is the source of this 1431-nucleotide messenger RNA. It is a transcript of the gene Pigf, whose product is annotated as phosphatidylinositol glycan anchor biosynthesis class F. Gene Ontology annotation, cellular component: endoplasmic reticulum membrane. Gene Ontology annotation, biological process: GPI anchor biosynthetic process. The record is from RefSeq and is a predicted model, not a curated record. NCBI's taxonomy places the organism in Eukaryota, Metazoa, Chordata, Mammalia, Rodentia, Cricetidae. The coding region runs from base 145 to 867 and encodes 240 amino acids. The transcript is spliced from 7 exons.
CCGUGGUCGUGGGAGUCCCCACCUCCUGGGUCUGCGCCUGCGCGAGGGUCAUGGCAGCCUGCCGCACCUGAGGAGGGUGGGAGGCGGUGGUGUCCCCUUCCCGUCGGCGGGCGGGAGAGUUAGAUAGCUACCCAAGAAAACACCAUGAAAGAUACUGACAUCAAGAGACUUCUGUAUACCAAUCUUUUGUGCGUAUUUUCAAUUUUCCUGAGCUUUUUCAUUCCAUCCUUCUUCCUGGAUAACUUCUCAGUACUGGAAGCCCACUUGACCUGGUUGUGCACUUGCUCUGCUCUUGUGACCGCUGUCAAUCUCCUGUUGUAUCUAGUAGUGAAACCAAAUGUACCUUCUAGAAGAAGUUCCUUAUCGCAUAAGGUGACCAGAGUUUUGAAAUGCUGUAUGUACUUUCUUAUGUCUUGUGUGUUCCUUCAUAUCAUUUUUGUUCUCUAUGGAGCACCACUAAUAGAGUUGGUGUUGGAAACAUUUUUAUUUGCAGUUAUUUUGUCUACUUUUACUACAGUACCUUGCUUAUGUUUGUUAGGACCAAACCUCAAAGCAUGGCUAAGAGUUUUCAGUAGAAAUGGAGUUACAUCCAUUUGGGAGAAUAGUCUUCAGAUCACUACAAUUUCUAGUUUUAUAGGAGCAUGGCUUGGAGCAUUUCCUAUUCCACUGGAUUGGGAAAGACCAUGGCAGGUCACUCUGGACAGAAGGCAUAGUUCUGUGGGUCUAGACUCGCUGGAGAAGAACAGUUCAAACCCACAGCCAGGAUUGUCUCCAAACGGACCCGGCAGCCUGUCUCCUCCUGAGCCCUGUGAUGGCUGCCAUUGUGCUUACAUGGGCAAUGCAUUAAAACCACCACCUACAAGCUGAUUUUAAAGCCUUCAAUAAUGUCUAGACAGAAGGCUGGCACAGAGCAGGCACCAAAUGGAUUUCUCCAGAACCAAGGUGAUGUGACACUCCUUGGAACUGGGCAACUACAUAUGAAAUCCUUAAUCCUUAUGGCCACCUUGCAAGGUGAAAACUAUCUCCCCAACCCAUACAGAAGGUAAGGAGCUGGCUGGUGGACUGAUCUCAGCCACACAAAAGUACAGACACAAUUUGGUAUCCAUCUGCAGAAUCCAAAACACACCUUCCCACUGCCAAACUACCUUCUGUUCAGGAGACCAGGGAGCAAAAUGCCUUGAAGACGCAGAGGCCUGAACCUGGUACCCUCCAAGCCUGGUGAGCCAGGUCAGAGACGAAAUUGGUAGUCUGAUGCCCCAUCCAUAUGCCUGUUUCACUCCUCUUAGAGGAGACAGCUGAAUCCGCAGGGAAGGAGGCUGUGCCUGGUGCUCUUAGCCACGUGUUAGCUUUUAGCUGAGCAAGUGAAGAGCCAAAUGAAAACAAACUCAUUUUAAGGCUUAUGUGCCACUGGGUGGUGGCGGCGGCGGCACA